CCAGGUCGUGACCUUUUCACGCCUCAUGGAUGGCAAGGCCAUCCGCGAGACUACCACCAGCCCGCCAUGGAAAUUUACAAAGGCGCUAAGUUCCAAACCUUCAGCCAUGGCACCGCGGCAUUGCCUCUGGUGUGUAUGAGAGCGCAUGAAACUCAUUCCUUCGGCAUUUUCUAUGGCCAAAACCCUAUGAAAUUCUCCUUCAACAUAGUCCUUGUUGAUCUGAUCUUGGUCAUUUUGAUCACCCGGACUGUUCGCUUCCUUCUCAGGCCUCUCAGACAGCCUAGGUUCAUUUCUGAGUUAAUUGGCGGCAUUAUCAUUGGACCCUCCCUUCUUGGCCAGAGCAAGAGCUUUAGCCAUAUUGUUUUCCCUCUCUAUUCCAAUUUUGUGAUGAGAAACGUUGGAGUGAUGGGGUUUAUGCUAUUCCUUUUCAUAAGUGGAGUGAAGAUGGACCUAGGCUUGUUGAAAAGAUCGGGAAAAAAAAACUUUUAUAUAGCCAUGAUUAGCAUUGUUGUUCCUCUCGUAAUUGUGACUGUCGUUGCAAUCAUUACUCGAAAAUCAAUGGACAAAGAACUUGCCAGGGCUUCUUCAAUUGGAAUAAUUGCCUCAUCUUUGGCGAUAACAGCAUUUCCCAUUCACUAUGCGGUACUUCAAGAAUUAAACCUUCUUAGCUCCGAGGUUGGAAAUAUGGCCUUGUCCAUAGCUUUAGUUAGUGAUACAAUUGGGAUGAAUUGUCUGGUCAUUUUCGAGGCAAUGAAACAAGGGGAAGUAUCCGGUAAAGAUGCUCUUUGGUAUAUGAUUUCUUUGGUGGUUCUUCUAGCUUUCACUGUUACCGCCGUCCGACGAGCAAUGAUGUGGAUCAUCGAAACCACCCCUGAAGGAGAACCGGUGGAUCAGUUUUAUGUGGUUGCCAUUUUGUUGGGGGUGUUCGUGAUGGGCUUUUUGACAGACAUGUUUGGUAUAGCCAUUGCUAACGGCUCAUUCUUGCUGGGAUUGGUGAUUCCAAACGGGCCGCCGCUAGGGGCGACGCUGGUAGAGAAGAGCGAGACAAUUAUAAUGGAAAUCAUCAUGCCGUUUUCGUUUGCUUUCAUCGGACUCAACACGGAUUUUUCUGCAAUGACUGAGGCUGGCUGGUCUACCUUGGGACCGCUCUUUGCCAUGGUUAUAUCAGGUUACUUGUCCAAAUUCUUGUCAACUCUGAUGGCUGCCUACAUGGUAGCCAUGCCAUUGAGAGAUUGUCUUGCUCUCAGCCUUGUUUUGAGCCUGAGAGGUCAAGUGGAGCUUAUUCUAUACGUCCAUUGGGUAGACAAAAAUAUAAUAAAGUUACCUGCAUUCACAAUGAUGGUAUUUCUAACAAUGAUGUUUACCGGAACUCUGACACCUUUGAUCAGCAUUUUCUAUGAUCCCACAAAGCCUUACAUGGUAAACAAGAGGAGGACCAUUCAACAUACCCCUCCGGAUACAGAACUUGGGAUACUACUCUGCAUUCAGGACAAGGAAAGCGUGCCAAGCCUUGUUAACCUUCUUGAAGUCUCUUAUCCUACUGUUAACAACCCUCUCUCAGUUUACGCUUUUCACCUAGUCGAGCUCAUCGGCCGUGCUAACCCUUUAUUCAUAGACCACGAGGAUCAGGAACAGGAAGACCUUUCCAUCAAGUUCCCUGACUCGGAAACAAUGCAGCAUGCUCUAAAGCUCUAUCAGGAAAGGAGGGAUGAAUGUGUAAGGCUCCAUCUUUUCACGGCUACGACAGCAAAACGAACGAUGUAUCAGGAUGUCUGCAAGCUUGCUUUGAUAAGCAAGGCUGCUAUCAUCAUUUUACCUUUUGAGAAGGAACGCAUUAGCGACAUUGCAAUAACUGAGCAUUGGGGUGAUGGGCAGCACUCUUUAAGCAUCAACGUCUUAGCCAAUGCACCUUGCUCGGUUGGAGUUCUUGUAGAUAAGGCCCACCGAUGGCACCUUUCCUUAUCUCGCUCCUUCCAAGGCGCUGUCCACAACUUUAUUGUGCUGUUCCUAGGAGGAGCAGAUGCUAGAGAGGCUCUUGCUUAUGCAGAUCGGAUGGUUGGCAACCCGAACGUCUCCCUCACUGUCAUAAGGUUUCUUUCUUCAAACUCUGAAGGAGAUGACGAGAGGGAGAAGAAGCUUGAUGAUGGAGUGGUGACUUGGUUCUGGGUCAAGAACGAAACAAACGAGAGAGUCAUUUACAGAGAGGUGGUAGUAAGAAAUGGAGAAGAAACAGUUUCAGCAAUCCAGGCGAUGACGGAGGAGAACUAUUAUCAUCUUUGGAUCAUGGGAAGGAAACAAGGGAUCAAUCCAAGGCUUCUGGAGGGAUUGUCAACAUGGACAGAGAAUCAAGAAGAGCUUGGAAUAAUCGGGGAUUAUGUUUCAUCUACUGAUUUUGGUGCCGCGGAUUCUGUGUUGGUGGUGCAACAGCAAAUUUUGAGAGCGCAAGGUGCCACCAUUGCAACUCCUUCAUCAAGCUUUUUGCGGCGCUUGCUAACCUGACAUAUAUAUAUAUAUCCGUAGAGUUAAAUACAAUUUUUCCAAUGUAAAUGGGUUCUAACUCCAUCCCUUUUUAUCAUGCUUGAAACUUAUAAACAGAUCAUGACCUCUAGUCUAGAUGUUAAUUAAGCCAAAAAUUAAUUGUGAGUAUGAGCUUGUAUUU
Messenger RNA from Theobroma cacao (cacao), 2659 nucleotides. RefSeq names its product cation/H(+) antiporter 24. Gene Ontology annotation, molecular function: antiporter activity. The record is from RefSeq and is a predicted model, not a curated record. Gene Ontology annotation, cellular component: membrane; endomembrane system. Gene Ontology annotation, biological process: regulation of pH; proton transmembrane transport. NCBI's taxonomy places the organism in Eukaryota, Viridiplantae, Streptophyta, Magnoliopsida, Malvales, Malvaceae.